AUGCGCACCCUUGCCCACCCGAACAGGCAGGUGCACCAAGCGGCUGCGCAGCCCUACCAGCCCUCCGAAGUCGAGAACAAGCACGAAGAGGAACUCGAUAAACAGACUGCUCUCACCAAGCGUCACGCCGAGGAGCACGCCGACGAGAAGCAAUCUCGCGUUCUUCUACUACAAGCCGCCGCAUUUCGUCACAAGCUCAGGGAUGUUGAGGCCAAACACGCCGCAGACCUCAAGGACAAAAAUGUCAACUCCGAGAUGGACGGCCUGGUCUUCACCAUUGGAACUAUGACAGAACUGUUGGAUCGUAUGAUGGCACUUCUGAUCGAGGUGAGCCAGGAGCUUGAAUUGGGCGAGGUCUAUCCCGGAGAAGAGUUCAUGCUCGCCCGAGUGCUCGGCUCCAUGAGGAGACGCAUCCUUGCCUCAGAGAAACUGAAAAUCAGUCUACACCAUCAGAUAGACCGACGAGUUCCUGAAAUCCUUGAAAGAGCGUUACCCUCAUCUACAAGCAUCGAGCUCAAGCUCGACCUAUUGUUCGACCGUGUCAACGCUGCUGUUCGCGAUCAGAAAAGUGCGGCGCAUGAUCAGCAAAAUGCGGCAGUUGCUGCUCUUGAGGGGGUCUUAGACGCCUACCUCCAAGAUGCAUGCACUAGUUUGGACCACCCCAAACUCUACGACGGCAGUACACAACAACGAGUCAAGACAUUUCUGGAGACAUUUGUCGCUCAGUAUCGCACCGACCAGGAUGUCUGUAGAGUGCUCUUAGAUGAGCUUCGCAUUUCCGCGAGCAACAAUUCCAUGAGCAUUUCUAGACAUUCUCAACGAUUCGACAUAUGCUUGCGUUCUUACAUCGACGCCGUUGACGCUAGGCUUGCGACCCGAGAUACGGUCUCACUUCGGUUACGAAAGAGCCUAUACCAGUUCGUCCAAGACGCGUUUGUCGCUGCGAGAGUCUCCACAGACAACUGGCCUCAAGCUUACGAGGAUGACGAUGCAGUUAACGUUGCGACCGUGGAAGGGUUCAUCGCCGAGCGUCUGGGCGCUUUCCAGCGAGCAAUCGAGCAGCAGCGUCAAGAAGUCAUAGAGGAAGGUGACCAGUCCAUUCGCGAAGGAAGUGUAGCAAUGGAUGCCCUGGCCAAGCGCGUCGGUGGAGGCGAAGCAGAGUGCGUCCCUACCAAGGAAGACUACGGUGCCUGGAUGACAACACGCCGGAUGGUGAUCGAGGAAGGAAUCAACAAUCUCAGCAAGAUUACCAACGACGCCGUUAGUGCGUGCAAGCGGACAACUUCGGCGGUCGAUGAUAUCCUCCAAGACCUAUUCAACGCGAACAAAGCCGAUAAGCCGGAAUGGAAGAUCAGGAAGGCAAUCCAAAAGGUCACUAAUUUAGAGGAAAUGGGCUUUGAUAACAUAUUCCUCACAUUGCUCGAUCAGGCGCGUAUACAGUUAUGA
Messenger RNA from Alternaria ethzedia, 1446 nucleotides. RefSeq lists its product as uncharacterized. The transcript has 3 exons. The record is from RefSeq and is a predicted model, not a curated record. The coding region runs from base 1 to 1446 and encodes 481 amino acids. NCBI's taxonomy places the organism in Eukaryota, Fungi, Ascomycota, Dothideomycetes, Pleosporales, Pleosporaceae.